AUGUCAAUCAACGAACCCCUUACCCCUAUAAUCUAUACCGUGCUCCUCACAGGCGUAGUUGCUUAUAUGCGCACAGGCAACUUCCAGCCGUUCAACGAAAAUUUCACAACAAAUACAGCACUAGCCAUCUCCAUCUUCACCCUACUCAAAGGCGCUAUUGGGCAUGCUCGGAAUGGCCUGGCUUCUUCUACAGAAUUUAGCCUCAGCUUCUUCUACAUCGCUCUCUGCACACUAAGUUUUAUGCGUUUGCGUGCGGUCUAUCUACGCCUCAAGGUCCCGAAGGCAUACCGACCAAUCACGCUGCUCUGCACGCUCGGCAAGGCGCUUGAAUCAGUGAUCGCCACACAGAUCAGCUUCCUCGUCGACGAGUAUCGAUUGCUGCCAGAAACGCAUAUUGGAGGCCGUGAUGAUCCUGUCGCUUCUUUGCUCAAUAUCGACGUAUCUGGUGCAUUUGAUAACGUCUCCCAUAAACGGCUCAUCCAUUGUCUGCGCAUGCGCAAAAUCCCCCUCGACAUCGUGCAAUGGAUCGCCAGCUUUCGCUGCCAUCUCGGUGGCCGAAGGGGCAUAUCCACGGACCAUGCCAUUCACAUCAUCAUCGACCGAAUCAAGACAUCGUGGGGAAAAGGCAAGCCAGUGGUAUCUCUACUAAUGCUAGAUGUCGGGGGGGCGUACGACAACGUUUCGCACGAACGUCUACUGCACAACCUCAAGGAACGAUGCCUGGGACACUUCGUCCCCUGGGUAAAAGCUUUCUUGACAAAUCGAAGCACGAGAAUCCGCAUGCCCGAAGGCAUGUCCGAUACAUUUCCAACCCCCACGAGCAUUCCUCAAGGGUCACCUAUCUCGCCCAUUCUCUAUCUUGUCUACAAUGCAGACCUCCUGGAAGGCUGCGGAACGGGCAUCACCAGCAAUGGCUGGGUGGACGAUGUUGGCUUCAUGGCCAAAGGCGACAGCGAACGUGAAACCACCAGAAAGCUCAGGGCGGCAUGCCAGAAAGCCGAUCGAUGGGCCGAGAAACAUGCAUCAGUCUUCGACCCGAAGAAAUACGCACUCAUACAUUUUGUGAACACCAAAGAGGUAGAUCCCCAAUACACAUCCCUUACUCUACGAGGACACACCGUGACCGCGACAAGGACGGCCGAGCGAUAUCUAGGCUACUGGCUGGGUCCCGGUCUGUAG
Molecule: messenger RNA, 1179 nt
Organism: Penicillium odoratum
Lineage: Eukaryota; Fungi; Ascomycota; Eurotiomycetes; Eurotiales; Aspergillaceae
Product: zinc knuckle domain protein
Exons: 4
Coding region: 1-1179 (392 amino acids)
Source: RefSeq, a predicted model, not a curated record